Messenger RNA from Mytilus trossulus (common blue mussel), 9888 nucleotides. RefSeq names its product mitogen-activated protein kinase kinase kinase 1-like. The record is from RefSeq and is a predicted model, not a curated record. The transcript is spliced from 22 exons. Gene Ontology annotation, molecular function: zinc ion binding; ATP binding; protein kinase activity. Bases 357 to 4781 code for a protein of 1474 amino acids. Gene Ontology annotation, biological process: protein phosphorylation. NCBI's taxonomy places the organism in Eukaryota, Metazoa, Mollusca, Bivalvia, Mytilida, Mytilidae.
ACAUACGUGAUGAUUCACCUGCUAUUGAGCUUGUAAUAGAUAUCAUUGUAAAUAAAAUUGGAAAUGAACUAAGAAGUUGGUUUGUAAACAAAAUGUGGUGGUAAAAACAAGGGUAUUCCUACCGGAAAUAGCUCUGCUAGAUAAACAAUGAACCGCAUACUGAAAUGAGAUAACAUUUUCAAUUGAAUGCCAUCGAAAUGUAACUUCAGAAACGUUUGCAAAUACACCUUUUGUUGUAUUUGGCGCUUGUUUAUUUAUAAUUUGUCUGCAUGUCGUCAAUAAUUUAGUUAGAUUUACAAUGAAAUGAAUGACGAAAGCAGUCUUUGAGCUUUUUGUGACAUGUUACUCCGUGAAAUAUGGAAUCAGCUACAUUAGCAAAUGAUGACGCUGAAACAAGUAAGCAGUCGCAGACAAAUUGUUUUUUCUUUGAGGAUACAGAUUUUAAACCAAAUUGUAUAGAUUCUGAGGAAUAUCUUGGACCUCAUGAUUGGAGAAAGAUUCUGAGACCAAUCGAAGAUGGAAAUUUAAAGUCACAAUCAGCAAGAUGUGAAAGCAAUGAAGACCAGAGGAUAGCUACAAACUUAAGUGUGACAGAGUCAGAAAACAAAGCUAUUAAGGACAGUAGGAAGAUACACAAUGAAGAUUCUAAACUAAAUGAAAAACCAAAGCGAGUUCCAUCAUGGAAAAGACAUUUGAUAGAAAAGAAAAAGAACAAAAGUGGAAAGCUUGUAAGAAAUGGAAGUGGAGCAGGAUCUCAGGAUGGUGGUGGAGUAAUGAGAAAGAAGUCAUUUAACAGAAAUGUGGAUUCUACCUUUAAACAACAAGUUGUUAACAGUAAUAAUCUAUCACAAAGUAACUCUUUUAGGAGACGAAUUUCUCCUUCUAAUUCUUUUAAUAAACAAAGCCAAGGUUCAAGUCUGUUAACCAAAAAUAGAAUAGAGAAGGUACAGAGAGCAAGGUUAUAUUUACUUCAGCAGAACGGACCAAACUCAUUUCUCAUUGGUGGAGAUUCACCCGAUCAUAAAUUCAGGGUUAUCAUUGGUCCACAGACAUGUAGCUGUGGUAAAGGCCCACAUUGUGUUCACGUUUUGUUUGUCAUGUUAAGAGUAUUCAAAGUACAAGAAGGGGACCCUUGCCUAUGGAGCAGAACUCUGAAAAAUUAUGAGGUGGAAAGUUUGUUCAGAAUAUAUCAAAACAAAGUAUCACUAAGAAUUUCUAAGAAGAGAAAGGAGAAAGAAAAUAAGAAGGGAUCGUCUUCAGAGUCUGUAUCACCUGAGGUCACACCAACACAGUCAGAAAUCGGAAGUGUAAAGGAAGAAGAAGAUACAUGUCCAAUAUGUCUGCUGGAGAUGCUAGAGGGAGAAAGUCUUCUCAAGUGUGAAAAUGGCUGUCAAAAUAGACUUCAUCAUCAUUGUAUAGCUGUCUGGUUUGAGCUGUGUCGCAGACAGAAUGACCCAUUAAUUUGUCCAUUGUGCAGAGCAAAGUGGAAAGCAAACACAUUUGAAGUGAAAAGUCAUGAAGAACCAGUAUCAAGAGAGCCACCAGGGGCCCCUCCAAACACAAGAGCUCCAUCACCCCAGCCACAGGCGUCUGCAGCAGAGACCCGUCUUCCAUAUGCUGAUCCAGUACCUUCAGAAUUUAAGGAAAUGGCCUCACCCUGGAUAGAGGUGUUUGGAGAGGAUUUGGUGUCCUGUUUUUUCACAAAGAAUUGGUCAAUAAGAGAAUCAGCAUUAAAUCAUUUAAGUAAAGAGGUACAGGCAGUGUUAAUGAGAGGGAUGGGAGAAGGUAGAUCAGGUGUGCUGGUAUCUCCAGAAAGACAGACAGCAACCCAUACCACGUUAGAAUGUUGCUGUCAGAUACUGGCCUUUAUGAGCAACGAUCCGGUUUACAGAGUUUAUGUUGCUUCAUUGAGAACUUUAAGAACAAUAUUGUCAUACACACCAUGUAGAGAGCAGCAUCAGAAGCUAAGACUAGAAAGAUUACUGAAGUCUAUAGUUGAUGCUGUUGCUAUCAAAUGCACAGAUGGAAACAGGCGUACUAGUCAGUUAUCUUUAUCAACAAUAGUAGAAAUAGGAAAGGGACAAGAUGGAGAAUUAGCUGUGGGUAAAGAAAUACAUAAUUCUGGUGGGCACGGAUUACAUGGUCUAGAUUAUAUCAUUAAGUGUAUGACUGAAGAUUAUGAUGGUGAAUCAGUUGCCUGGCAAUGGUUACUUGGAAGAUUAUAUGUAUUGGAGAGGUUAUUUGAAGAAUUUCACAACGAGCUGCUGCCGAGGAAUCCACCAGAUGGAAGAUCAGCAGAUGAAGAAGGUCCUGCUCCGUCCUCUAAGUCGAGAGACGUAUAUCAUAAACCUUCCGUACAGGAUAGACUCUUAGCCAUUGCUAGAUUUGCUAUUAAAGGGGUUUCAAAUUCUCACAUGAGAAUAAGUCGAAUGUCUAGACGUGUGUUUCUACUUGUGUGUAGAUUUUCUGCUCAUAUUGAAAGUAUGAUAGAUGAUUUAGAAGAAAUGCUCACUGCUAUUGACACAAAUGUAGGUGCUAAUAUGAAAAAGCGUUUGUGGAGAAUAGUUAAUGAUUUUCAAUUGUCCGAAAAAAUAGUUCAAGAAUUACAUCAUGGUAUUAGAAAUAGUCAACAUUCAGAUGAUUCACCCACUGUUACACCUGUGUCGACUCCACGGUGUAACUCUCCUGUAACACAUUUAGAUGGUGAGGCUUGUACUACUCGACCAUUACCAACUGCUCCACCAAACACACCUAUUCAUUCAAGACGAAAACAAAAAUCUAAAAGGACACCAAGCUUAAAAGUAGAAGAGGAAGGGAAAGAAACCAUAGAUGGCGUAUCUAAUAAAUUAAGUGAAGUGCUAAACAAUGAAAUUACAGAUACUGUCAACCCACCUGCUCAAUCACCAGACAAAAAUCCUCCACCUAUUCCACCGAGACCAUCAAGCAGACGUGGUAGUUAUGAAAUAUUAGAAACAGGACCUAUUUUAACCCCACCUCCACCAAUAUCACGUAUUAGUUCAACUGUCAUUCAAAAAAAUAACAUAUCACCGGGCUUGUUAGAAACUGACUUCCCUGCUACUCCAGAGGAGAUAACAGAAGUACAUGCAAAUAAAGCAGUAGAUACAAUUGAAAAAAGGGAUAUACCACAUAAAAAAAAGUUGUUUUUGCCACUGAACACAAGCGAUGAUGUUUUUGAGGCACCUAAUCCCGAAGAUUCUACAUUUGUAAACCCUCCAUCUGAGAACAACUCUACAAGUAAUGAUUUAGACUUAUCUGGUGACAUAUGCAAAGUAAGAACUUCAUCUAAAAUAGAUGAUCAAUCUAUACAAGGCAGCAUAGAGGAACAUUCCAAAAGUUUUAAAACUGAAACAGACAAUACGACUGAAAGUGCAGUUAAUUCUUCAGAUUGUGUUCCUUUAGAUUCUGUCGUAGGUCAAGAUCUUACUGGAUUAGAUUAUGCAGGAACCACAGAAUUUCAGUAUUCUAUGUCAUCAGAUGAAAAGUUCUUAUCAUCUGAUGACUCAUUGGACCGACGAAAGCGCCGUAGAUCUCGCUUGGCAUCUUCAGACUGUGGAUUGUCAAGUGAUGAGUUACUGAACUUUGAUUCACCCAGUAGUAAAGGCACACCUAAUAGAGAAGACAGGAAAGUGUCGUUUAAAUCAGAAGUUACAUCUUGUCCAUCACCAAAACAUUUCCCAGACAAUGCUGUCCAUAACAAUAAUGACAAAAAUGGAGAAUCAUGUCUGUGUAAGGAGGAGAUAGAGAAAGAGGAAGCCAUAGCUUUAGCUAAAGCAUUAGAAGUAUCCAGUAAAGACCCACCUACACCUAAAAUACCAGGAUUAACUCCUACAGAGAGAGAGUUAGUGAUUACCAUUAGAAUACAACCGGAUGAUUACAAAAGUCGAGACAAUAAUAAUGAUAAUGAUAAUGCACCAAAGUUUUACUAUGAAGAUGUCCACUGGAAGAAAGGACCAUUACUGGGCACUGGAGCAUACAGCACAUGUUACCAAUCCAGAGAUGUUAAAACUGGGGUCAUUAUGGCUGUCAAACAGAUAUCAUUCUGUAGAAAUAGUGCUUCUGAACAGGAGAAGGUUGUAGAGACAAUAUCAGAAGAAAUACAAAUGAUGGCAAAACUAAAUCAUCCUAAUGUUGUCAGAAUACUAGGGGCCACUAAACAAGGAUGUCACUUCAAUAUGUUCUUAGAAUGGAUGCCAGGCGGGUCCAUUUCCUAUUUACUGAGUCAGUAUGGUAUAUUCUCUGAAGAUGUUAUGAUCAGUUAUAUAUUCCAAACACUCAGAGGUCUGGCAUAUCUCCAUGACAACCAUAUACUCCAUAGAGAUCUGAAAGGUGCUAACUUGCUGGUAGACAGCACAGGUCAAAGGUUAAGGAUAGGAGAUUUUGGGGCAGCUGCUCGGUUGGCCUCUCAAACAACAGGUGCUGGAGAAUUUCAGGGACAAUUAUUGGGUACAAUAGCUUUUAUGGCGCCAGAAGUUUUAAGAGGUGAAGAGUAUGGCAGAGCAUGUGAUAUAUGGAGCACUGGUUGUACAAUAAUUGAGAUGACAAGCACGAAUCCACCAUGGGAUGCAAAGGCAGUGUCUAAUCAUCUUGCUCUUAUUUUCAAAAUUGCCACAUCAAUGACUCCGCCUCCAAUCCCAGAAAAUCUGUCUCCACCAAUCAAAGAUCUGGCUUUAAGAUGUCUUGAAACAGAUAAAAAGGACAGACCCUCAGCAAAGGAUCUUCUGCUACAUCCUGUGUUCACUAAUUAUAAACCAAUAAGAUAAAUUAAAUAUCACACUUAUAGAAUGAAAUGAUUAUUUUUGCUUUCAUUACAAGCACAUAUUUUCAAAAAUAAAAGACAUUGGAAGGGUUUGUUUUAAAUGAAACAAAGAUUACUGGAAAAGGUUAAUUAAUUUUGGAAAUGUGCUGAAUAUAUUUUUUCCAAGAACCAAUUUAAAAUUUGUGUUGUAUUUCUACCAAUAUAAUAGUGCUAAUAUAUUUUGGUGAUAUAAUACAAAGCUGAGAUAUUUACAACAUAUCGCUCAUAUCUUUCGCAUGAUGUUUUUACAUUAAAUUGGUAAAAGAAAAAAACAUUGGGUAGAGGACUUAUUAAAUGAGUGCUGAAUAAAAUCAGAAUUAAUAUGUUUGUACAGAAUUAAGAGAUUGUGUUUGUCACAAUAUUUUUUUAUUGAAUUAAGAUUAUAGGAUAAGUAAUACAAUAGUUAAUUCCAGGGCCAGAAAAUUUGUUCAUACCAAGAAUUAAUGCCAUCAUUUGCAAAAGACAGAUCAUAAAUAUUUUUAUAUGAAAUGAAUUGAAUUGAAUCAAGAAGCCUUAUAGUUUCAAGAAAUGGUUGUGAAUUUUUCUAUUCCGAAUCGUAUUUUUAUAUAUAAGAUAAUAUAUUUUACUACAAUUUGUAAAUUAUUUAUUUUAUAAAGAAAGCAUUUUUUUUUACUCACUGUACAGUAUUUAAUGAUGCAUAAUAAAAUAUGAAUGAAUGAGAUAUAAUACAACAUAGUAAUCAUUACAACACAUAGUAAUAUUUACAAAGUCAUUUUGUACAGUGGAACCUGUCAAUGGAAAAUUUAAUGGAGACAACAGACGGCUAUCUUCAUAAAAACUUUUAGUCAUUAUCAACAUGGAUGUGAUACCAAAUCAUUCAGACUUUUCAAUUUUGUUCCAUUUUGAUGUUCCAACUUCAAAUAAUGAACCAUUUUCAUUUUUUUAUUUAAACUGAUUUUAUUGUACAAUCUACUGUACUAGUAGUAAAUAUUUUAUGACCUAAUGGCUGUUUUGCUGAAUUUGGCAUCUUUUUAAAGCAGGUUUCACUGUAUCUUAUCUAGUCAUGUAAUCAAUUCUCAAUGCCAAAAUCUGUGUAUAUAGUUAAGCUUUAUUGUAACAAAUCUUUAGUAACAAGUCUUUAAUUGGUAGUUAGAUCUGUAGUCUGUUUAGAUAAUAGUUUUGAUAUAAUCAUCAUUUUUACAUGUUUGUUGUUAUUUUCAUGAAAGGAAACAUUUUCAUUUUCAAAACUGUGAUACAAUGUUAGAAAAAGACCACAUCACUGUUUUGGGGCAAUUUCCAUACAUAAAAAUCACCCUUUAAAUAAGAAUUUAAGAUCAUGCAAGAAGUGACUGAGAGCCCUACAUCCUAGAGUCUUCCAUUUGACAAAAUUCUUGACAACGGAAAUAAUUGCCAGAAUAUAGUGUUUGCUAAAUUUUUGUGUCUACUUUUAUUGUGCAUAUAUACGUAUUAAUUAGUAUGUAUUAGAUAAAGUAGUAAGAUAUGCUGCAUUUAUCUUUGCAUAAUUUUGUUUUUAGCCAUUUGGGAAUGUUUUCUGAAUACAAAUAAAAUGAAUAAUGCACACUUAAUUUUAUUUCAUCAGUUUGGUCAUCAUUAUUCUCCUUAUAUAUUUAUUUGAACUUUAAUCUGUUAACUCAACUGGUAUUAAAUUUCUUUCCCAAAUGUGUAUAUCAAUUCCCCUAAUUCUAUACAUUCUAAACAAAGUUGUUGUCACUAUUCAGUAUAAGACCUGCUUAAUCAUAUGAAACUAUUUACAUCUUUACUAAUUUCACUAAAGUGCUAGUUUGGAUUGACUUAUACUAAAGGAUUUGAGCAACAAUUACCCAAGUUUUCUACCGAAUUUUUUUUCUACAUUACUGUAUGUUAUUUUCAAUCAUAUAAUGUUUUCCAUGAAAACAUUGUUCAUAUGAAAACUAUUUGAAAUACGAUAUAUUUCAACGAUCUGUCUCUAAUCAUUAACCAUCCCAUCAUGCUUACCUUAAUAGAAUACUGUGGAUGUCACAAUCUUAAUUAAAGGGACGUGUUUAUUAGUGUGUCUGAAUGAAAAUCAAAUUUAUGUGCCUUUGAACCAUUCCCAGAAGUUUAAGCAUUGAAAAUUAUUUCAGGAGUUACAUUCUGAAUAUGCAUGAUCUAGUAUUCUAGUUUCCACUAAAUGUUAGGCAAUCAACAAUCAAUCAAUGUGGCAAUCUUAAUUAAUAACUGUCUUCAUUCCCCUUUACACGUCAUUCAAUCAGAAGACUGCAACAAAAGACAUUAUAUCAUCAUUGAAAGUUGGUAUCUUUAUAUGUACUUUGGGAGGAUCAUAAAAGAAUGGACUUUAAUUUUGAGAACAUGGUUUUAAUCAUUCAAAAAGUAAAGUUAAAAAUCAUAGACUUAAGAAAUGGCUUAAAUAAUUUAAUUAGGGCAAUAACGAUCAAUCAUUUUAAAAGAUGGAUAACAUAAAAUAAGUUGUAUAAUGUAAAUAUUUUUUUUUAUGAAUAUCUGUAAGUCUUCCUUCAUAAGUGGCUAUUUAUGCCACUAAAAAUCAGUUUGCAGUUAAUUAUUGUAUGUAAAAAAAAAUUUAAUAUUGCAUACAAUUUAUGUUAAAGUCAUUAUUAGGUCAACAGCAUCUUUUAUCUGACGAUUGCCCAAAUUUUGGGUAUUUUGCAAUAGAUAGUCAGGAAAUUGGUUGUUUUAAGAAACAUUUUUUUUUUAAAGUUCUCAGGUUUUUAUGACUGAUGGCAGAAUGGGUUAUUUAUAAACGACAUCAAAGCUUUAUACCUUUUGAUAGUUUUUGUCUGUAUGAAAAGCAAUCUUUGUACAUGUAUCAGUUUGAAGUGUAUUGAAUGCCAUCUUUAUACAUGUAAUAGUGUUUGGUUACAUUGUAAACUAUCUUUAUACAUGUAAUAGUUUUUGGUUACAUUGUAAACUAUCUUUAAACAUGUAAUAGUUUUUGGUUACAUUGUAAACUAUCUUUAUACAUGUAAUAGUUUUUGGUUACAUUGUAAACUAUCUCUAUACAUGCAUUAGUUUUUGGUUACAUUGUAAACUAUCUUUUUACAUGUAAUAGUUUUUGGUUACAUUGUAAUUUUGUAAACUUUCUUUAUACAUGUAAUAGUUUUUGGUUACAUUGUAAUCUUUUUUUAUACAUGUAAUAAUUUUGGCUUUGAAGACAAUUGUUUUUAUACUGAAUUGGCUGCUGUUUAGGAAAUGGGAUCUUUAAACCUUUUUGAUAAAAUCAGAAUAGUUCAAGCCUUUAAAUGAGGUAGUACUUAUGAAUUAGUAAACAUAUCUGGAAAGAAACAAUUUAUUAUUAUAAAUAGAAUGUCUUAUUAUGAUAAUUACUGGUAUUGUAGUUUUAAUGUUGUAAACAAAUACAUGUGUGUUGUAAUUUCAUGUUUUAUGCUUUUAUUUAUUUUGUUUGUUCAUGAUUUACCCACCAAAUAAUUUCUUGUUCAUCUAAGAUUAUUAUCUUUAAGGUUUUUGACCAAGAUUUGUGCUCUACAAUUUACCCACCUAAGAUUAUUAUCUUUAAGGUUUAUGACCAAGGAUUGUACUCUGAUAUACCCACCUAAGAUUAAUAUCUUAAAUGUACAUGACCAAGAAUUGUACUUUGCAAUUUACCCACCUAAGAUUAUUAUCUUUAAUGAACAUGACCAAGAAUUGGGUUUUGUAAACUUACCCACCAAAUAUUAUUGCCGGUAUCUAUGACAUAUAUGACCAAGAAUUUUUGUGAUUUAAUUAUACUCUGCCAACUUACCUGCCGAAGAUAACUUACUUUAAUAUAUUGACCAAAAAUAUACUUAGGUUAACUUACCCACCUGUAACUUUUUUUUAUCUGACCAAGAAUUUUACUUUUUAAUUAACCCACCUAAGAUUAUUUGCUUGAAUGAAUUGACUUUUGUACUAUGCCAACUUACCCACCUAAGAGAUAUUGACUUUAAUAUAUAUAACCAAGAAUUUAUGUGAUUUAAUUGUACUCUGUUCAAAGACUACUGAAUAUUAAUGCUACUGAUAUCAAAGCACUUACAAAAUUGUCAGUAAAAAGUUAAAAGCCAAAUUUUAGGUUCUUUUAUUUUAUGCUAAAGUAGGGGUUCUUUUAUAUCGACCACCUUUUAAUCAUUUGAUAUAAUGCAUUUUUAGAUUUAGUAGCUCAUGCUUUAAAUGUCUGAAAAAUACCUUUGACAGAAGAACUUUUAAUUUCAAAGAAAGACCAUCAUUCUGUAUUAAAAAAAAGUAUCUAUAAACUUCUUCAAUAUAAGAAUAGAUACGUGAUACAGUUCAUUUAAAUAAAAAUGUUGUUUAUAUGAAAAGAUAAUCAUUAUGUAAUUAAAUAUUAGUCAACACUAGGCCAGUCAAUUCAAAGCCUAAUAUCAUUUCCUUCACCAAUCAUGCAUAAUAAUUCAUCUUCAUAACCUUUUUGCAUUUAAUGACCAUUGGCCUGUUUCGAAAUACACCUUUGAUAGUUUACACUUGACUUUUACAUUCAAAGAACAUGACAAGAAGAUGUUGGAAUAAUAUCUUGUUUACUAAUUGAGUGAAUAUCUUUGUAAGAUCAAACUUAUUAAAAAAAAAAAUCCAACAAGUUUAUAGUUACUUUAAAUUCUUCCAAAUUGAUGUUACAUUGGUGCUGAUUGUUUUACUUCUGUAGGCCAAUUAUUUAAGUCAAUUUUUUUUCUGUAGAUUUUUUUUUUUUGAAAUACCAGAAUUUUUCUGACCUUUUGGAAGAGUUUCAAUACUUUAAUAUUUAGCUCUGAAGUAAGUUCAUGAUAUCAGCAUUAUUUACUACAUUUCUAAUAGAACCUGUUGUGAAAUUAAAAAGAAAGGAUAUUACUUAAAUUCUGAAAUGUAAAGGUCAGUUUAAAUGUUAAAGGUCAAAGGUCAAAUUCCAUCAACAAAAAUUUCUGUAAAAUCUAUUGAUGUAGCCUAGUACAUUCCGUAGAUUCACAGUACCAAAAUAUGAUUUGUAUUAUUUUGUAAAACUUUUCUUUCUAAAGUCUUGUAUGUUAUGUGGUUUUAGGUUUUAUUUUUGUCAGAUAUAUUUUUUAAUUGGAUGAAAAUUAUUCCAAUUAGUUGUUACAUGUAUUAUAGAAAUAAAUUCUACAGAAGAAUCA